Messenger RNA from Strongyloides ratti, 1662 nucleotides. RefSeq names its product Armadillo-like helical domain and Armadillo-type fold domain-containing protein. The record is from RefSeq and is a predicted model, not a curated record. Gene Ontology annotation, cellular component: nucleolus; 90S preribosome; preribosome, small subunit precursor. The transcript is spliced from 2 exons. Gene Ontology annotation, biological process: endonucleolytic cleavage in 5'-ETS of tricistronic rRNA transcript (SSU-rRNA, 5.8S rRNA, LSU-rRNA); endonucleolytic cleavage to generate mature 5'-end of SSU-rRNA from (SSU-rRNA, 5.8S rRNA, LSU-rRNA); ribosomal small subunit export from nucleus. The coding region runs from base 1 to 1662 and encodes 553 amino acids. Gene Ontology annotation, molecular function: RNA binding. Lineage: Eukaryota; Metazoa; Nematoda; Chromadorea; Rhabditida; Strongyloididae.
AUGAUGGGAUUUAAAAGGAAGGAUCAAAAACAUGGAGGUUAUGUAGCUCCUAAAAAACGUCGUACCCUUAACCAGAAAAUAGUUCGUGGUGCUGUUCCGAUUGAUGGUGAAAAUCCUACUCUUGAAGAGGCAAAUGAGUUUUAUGACUAUAUGAAUAAAUUGAAAGAAGAUGGAGCAACUUCAGAUGAUAUGUGUAUUAAACAAAUAAUAAAUACUCUUAAAAGUCAUGAAGCUGUUGUUUUGGAACAUGGACAUACAUGUAAAUUAGUUGAAGAACUUUUUAAAUCACGAAAAGACGCACAACAAUUAUUUCUUCAAAAUUUGUUUGAGAACAAUAAUGAAGAUGCUGUUACAAAAGUUUUUUUUGAAAAAUCUGCUUCCUAUACUUUAGAAUCAUGGUUAAGAACUUUUGCCACACCUAUUCCUGAAGGGUAUGUUGAUAUUAUUGAUAAAUUUGUUCAAUAUUUGAAUUCUGCAACUCAAAAGGUUAUCUACAAUCCAGCUGCUUCAAAUUUACUCAGAUGUAUUCUUGAACUUAUUGCUAUUACAAGUAAAUUAAGAAAAGAAAAGUCUAAAAAAGUCAAAAUAACAUUAGAAGGAAAAAAAAAGUAUGAUAAGCUUGAAGAAACUCAUAAAAAGAUUGUAGAUUCAUUUUUGUUUGGUGAAUUUGCUUUUGAAUUAAAAGAUUUUGCUGAACAUUCAUACUUAAUUCAAGAUGUUUUGAAGAGUUGUCGUUUUUCAUACUAUGAUAGUAUAAAAAAUUACUUCAUACAUAUUUGGAGUAAUAAUUCUGAAAAUGCCAUAAUUAGUUCAUUAAAAAAUCAAAAUUCCUCUCCUGUAUGGGAGUGUUUUAUUGAAUUUUUAAAAGAUUCGGAUGUUGAUUUAGUUAAAACACUUCUUAAGAUGAAUAUUAUUGAUUUAUCACUUCAUAACAUAGCUAAUUUUUUUGUUGGAAAGUUUUUACUUUUUCAUAAAUCAAUUUCAAGCGACCUUUUUGAAUCAAUUCUACCAAAUAUGGAUCAAUUUAUAAAAGGAAAUUACCAUAAUAUUUUGGAUGCUAUUUUAUCUCAAGCUGAAUCUAAUAGUUCAUUUAAAGAUUCUUUGUUUAAAUGGUUUAAAGAAAAAUAUGGUAAACCUUCGAAAGGAAUAUUUUAUGCUAAAUUCUUAUCUGGUGGUUCAGAAGAUGAUUACGAAAUUUCAUCUGAUGAUAAGUUAUCAUUCAACAUUCAAAAACUUACUCCAAUAAAAAUAAAAUGUAUGAAGACUUUUUUCAAACUCCAACCUAGUGGAAGUUCACAAUUUUUUGAAAAUUUGUCAGAUAAAUGUUUAAUGGAAUUAGUAGGAAAUAGACAAGGAACUGCCUUAUUAGAAUGUUUUAUUGGACAGUUUGUUGAAGCUGACAUUGGAGCUGAUUGGUUAAUAGAAAAAUUAGGUGAAAAUCUAGAGCAAUUACUGUUAGGGAAGUCUUCUGUAUUUGUUUUUCUUGCUUUGUGGAAAACAAAUCUUUCAUUAGGAAAAAGAGAAGAAAUUCUUAAAAAGAUUGUUGAAUGUAAACAAAAAUCGUCAGCUCAACACAAAUACUCUAGAUUAAUGAAUGACAUCAAUUAUCAAAUGUAUUUAGAAAAUAAAAAAGCUUGGAGUAGAAAAUAUACACCUAAAUAA